UGACAACUCCUCACGUCGGCCGAAUUUUAGGAGAAAAGAGAGACCGAGCCGAGGAUUAACGCUGCUAUGAAAUCUGAACUCCUUCCCCUGCUUUUCCCUCUCUUAUGAUCGGCGCCUCCUAAAAGCAAAACUGCUCUUUGAACUUCUUGUUUUCUUUGCCAUGGAGUUGGAAUCCUACUACGAAAUUUCCCGCACCGCCGACUUCAUUCACUCCCGGAACUUCACCAGAGUUGCAUUGCAGGUUAAAUUCCCAAAUACUGGAGGACGAAACUAUUCUCACUUCUUUCUCUGCUCCUUAUUGACCAACGACAGAAAGUUCUCCUGUGUUCUUCGAAAUCUUCUGUUCCCUGAUGAGCUCUUGAAGGAUUCAACUAGAGUGGUGAGGGCUUUAAAGGAUAGGCUUCGUGUGCUUCAUGAAUCUGAUACAAAUCAUAGUGACAUUGAAAAUGAGGUUAGGUUGUUCAUAAUGGCUGAUACAACUUAUGGUAGUUGUUGUGUUGAUGAGGUUGGAGCAGCUCACGCUAAUGCUGAUUGUGUUAUACACUAUGGACAUACCUGUCUGAGCCCGACAACAACACUUCCAGCACUUUUUGUUUUUGGAAAGGAUUCAAUCGAUGUAUCCACUUGUGCCAAAACUUUAUCUCAGUACAGUUUGUCCAAUGGAAAGCCUGUUUUGGUUCUUUUUGGGUUGGAAUAUGCACAUUCAAUGUUUGAUAUUAGACAAACACUAUUAGAUUCAUUCCAGACAAGCAGUUUGGGGCCAGAAUUGGAAGUUCAUUUUGCAGAUGUUAAAUGUUCAAGUUUGGAUCCAUCCUCGCAUCAUGAAAAUGUUGUCAAAGGUGGGGAACAAGUUGCCAAUGAUGAAAGUGGGAGUUCUGAGAACAUAGCUGGAGCUAGACAUCACAUUGGAGGCUUGUUUUGGGAGUUACCUAGAGAGCGAAGAAUGGAGGAUUGCUCACUUUUCUGGAUAGGUUCUGAAAAUUCAGCCUUUGCGAAUGUGGUUCUAACAUUCAAUGGAUGUGAGAUAGUCCGAUAUGAUGCAAAAGAAAGUUGCUUAGUUACUGAUGUAUCUAAGCAGAGAAGGAUCCUCAAGCGCAGAUAUUACUUGGUGGAGAAGGCAAAGGAUGCUGGCAUUGUUGGAAUUUUGGUUGGUACUCUUGGUUUAGCUGGCUACCUUCAUAUCAUUCAUCAGAUGAAAGAGCUGAUCACUGGAGCAGGGAAGAAGGCUUAUACACUUGUUAUGGGAAAACCCAAUCCUGCAAAACUUGCCAACUUCCCGGAGUGUGGUGUAUUCAUAUAUGUUUCUUGUGCCCAAACUGCACUUAUGGAUAGCAAAGAGUAUCUUGCUCCAGUUAUUACUCCAUUUGAAGCCACACUAGCUUUCAGCAGAGGAAGUCGAUGGACGGGAGCGUACAUCAUGGAAUUUCAAGAUUUGGUUGAUUUCUCAACCCCUAAAGAAGGAAACCAAUCAGAUGAAGCACGGUAUUCUUUCUUGCAAGGUGGAUAUGUUGAAGAUUGGAAUUCCCAAGAAAAUACCGAGGAAGAAAAUGGAGCUCGUGCUCUAGUAAGUGCAACAGAAAAGUCCCUCCAGUUGCGCGAUAAUCGGAACUCGCUUAUUGAAGGAACUGCCAGAUCUGGAGCAGAAUUUUUUGCAGCUCGUUCCUUUCAAGGGUUAGAUAUUAACAAUGGCAGUUCUGAGCCAGAGCCAUAUGUGAUAGGGAGGAGUGGCAAGGCGUCGGGGUACCAAGAUGAGAAAAACAGGUAAGAAGAAAACUGUUGAAGAUGGAAAGUGAAUUGAAGCAAGUUUGUAGGUCAGGCAGUUGCUUGGGAAAAAGAGGUUGCUUGUCCAAUUCUACAAAGAGAUUUUGUUAAACUAGGUUUGUCUGGAAGAGUGUUUUGAAGGUGGUCUGAUAUAGUUUUUAAAAAACUGUGAAAUAUGAAUGAUAGACGUUAAUAUUAUUAUGCACAAUGAAAGUAUUAUUUAGAAGGUAGUAUAGUUUUAUUUAUUUCAUAGGACAAGUGAUUCAUGCAAUCAUAAUGUAUAAUAAUAAAUUUUUGGUUUAAAUUCUAUGAUUGGUCUUUAGAA
Messenger RNA from Benincasa hispida (wax gourd), 2086 nucleotides. RefSeq names its product diphthamide synthesis DPH2 family protein. The record is from RefSeq and is a predicted model, not a curated record. Lineage: Eukaryota; Viridiplantae; Streptophyta; Magnoliopsida; Cucurbitales; Cucurbitaceae. Gene Ontology annotation, biological process: protein histidyl modification to diphthamide. Gene Ontology annotation, molecular function: 2-(3-amino-3-carboxypropyl)histidine synthase activity.